AGCCGCCCCAGAAGCGGGCCAGCGCCGCCGGGAAAGGAGGUCGCCGCCGGGGGUCGCCCGGGCUCGCGGGUCGCCGCGCUUCGUCUGCGGGCGCUGCGGGAGGCGAGGGCCGCCUCGGCGGAGGAAGCCGACCCCGGGGUCUCCGCCCGCCCGCCGGCGCCGCCUCCGAGCCGCCUCGGCCGUAUCCUCGGCCCGGGCGGGAGGCGGCGGCCGCCGGCGAGGCGAGGCGGCCCGCGCCCUGCCUGUCAGGCCACCGGCCCGGCCCGCGGGCUGCCCCCGAUGCGGAGGCGCUGUCGCCGGGGCCAUGCAGCCGGCGCCGCAGCCUUACGAGUUCUUCAGCGAGGAGAACAGUCCGAAAUGGCGGGGACUGUUGGUCUCGGCCCUGCGGAAGGUUCAGGAACAAGUGCAUCCCACUCUCUCAGCUAAUGAAGAGUCUCUCUAUUAUAUUGAAGAGCUGAUUUUUCAGCUGCUUAAUAAAUUAUGCAUGGCCCAGCCAAGGACUGUUCAAGAUGUAGAGGAGCGAGUUCAGAAGACCUUUCCUCACCCAAUUGAUAAAUGGGCCAUUGCUGAUGCACAAUCUGCUAUAGAAAAACGAAAACGAAGAAAUCCUCUUUUACUGCCUGUGGACAAAAUCCAUCCUUCGUUGAAGGAAGUAUUAGGGUACAAAGUGGACUACCAUGUGUCCCUAUAUAUUGUGGCUGUGCUAGAGUAUAUCUCAGCUGAUAUUUUAAAAUUGGCUGGUAAUUAUGUUUUUAAUAUCCGGCAUUAUGAAAUAUCUCAGCAGGACAUUAAAGUGUCAAUGUGUGCAGAUAAGGUUUUGAUGGACAUGUUUGAUCAGGAUGACAUAGGUUUGGUUUCUCUCUGUGAAGAUGAACCUAGUUCUUCUGGUGAAUUAAACUACUAUGAUCUUGUCAGAACUGAAAUCACAGAAGAAAGACAGUAUCUACGGGAAUUAAAUAUGAUCAUAAAAGUGUUUCGAGAAGCCUUUCUUUCUGAUAGAAAGCUGUUUAAACCUUCUGAUAUCGAAAAGAUUUUUAGUAACAUUUCAGAUAUACAUGAAUUGACUGUGAAACUUUUAGGUUUGAUUGAAGACACAGUUGAAAUGACUGAUGAAAGCAGUCCUCAUCCCUUAGCUGGCAGCUGUUUUGAAGAUUUGGCAGAAGAGCAAGCAUUUGAUCCUUAUGAAACAUUAUCACAGGACAUUCUUUCACCAGAGUUUAAUGAACAUUUCAAUAAAUUGAUGGCCAGACCUGCAGUUGCUCUACACUUUCAGUCCAUUGCUGAUGGUUUUAAAGAGGCAGUUCGUUAUGUCCUUCCACGUCUUAUGCUGGUGCCAGUGUAUCACUGUUGGCACUACUUUGAGUUACUAAAGCAAUUGAAAGCAUGUAGUGAAGAACAAGAAGACAGAGAAUGUUUGAACCAAGCUAUUACUGCUCUCCUGAAUCUCCAAGGUAGCUUGGACCGAAUUUACAAGCAGUAUUCACCUAGACGUCGACCUGGAGAUCCUGUUUGCCCUUUUUAUGGUCACCAAUUAAGAAGCAAACACCUGGCUAUCAAAAAAAUGAAUGAAAUUCAGAAAAAUAUUGAUGGAUGGGAAGGCAAAGAUAUUGGACAGUGUUGUAAUGAAUUCAUUAUGGAGGGACCAUUGACAAGAAUCGGUGCCAAACAUGAACGGCAUAUUUUUCUGUUUGAUGGCUUAAUGAUCAGUUGUAAACCUAAUCAUGGCCAGACUCGGCUUCCAGGUUACAGUAGUGCAGAAUACAGGUUAAAAGAAAAAUUUGUCAUGAGGAAAAUACAAAUUUGUGAUAAAGAAGAUACUUGUGAGUACAAGCAUGCGUUUGAAUUAGUAUCCAAAGAUGAGAACAGCAUAAUAUUUGCUGCUAAGUCUGCUGAAGAAAAAAACAAUUGGAUGGCAGCCCUUAUUUCUCUUCAUUAUCGUAGUACUCUAGAUCGAAUGUUAGAUUCAGUAUUAUUGAAAGAAGAAAAUGAGCAACCACUGAGAUUACCAAGUCCUGAAGUAUAUCGUUUUGUAGUAAAAGACUCUGAGGAAAACAUUGUUUUUGAAGACAACUUGCAAAGUAGAAGUGGCAUCCCCAUUAUUAAAGGAGGAACUGUAGUGAAAUUAAUUGAAAGGUUAACAUAUCAUAUGUAUGCAGAUCCCAAUUUUGUUCGUACUUUUCUUACCACAUAUCGUUCAUUUUGUAAACCACAGGAAUUGCUGAGCUUACUGAUUGAACGGUUUGAAAUUCCAGAGCCAGAACCUACUGACGCAGACAAAUUGGCAAUAGAGAAAGGCGAGCAGCCAAUCAGUGCAGAUCUUAAAAGAUUUCGCAAGGAAUACGUCCAACCAGUACAACUUAGGAUCUUAAAUGUAUUUCGGCAUUGGGUUGAACAUCAUUUUUAUGACUUUGAAAGAGACUUGGAAUUGCUUGAAAGACUAGAAUCCUUCAUUUCAAGUGUAAGAGGGAAAGCUAUGAAAAAAUGGGUAGAGUCAAUCGCUAAGAUCAUCAGGAGGAAGAAGCAAGCUCAGGCAAAUGGAAUAAGCCAUAAUAUUACCUUUGAAAGUCCACCUCCACCAAUUGAAUGGCAUAUCAGCAAACCAGGACAGUUUGAAACAUUUGAUCUCAUGACACUUCAUCCAAUAGAAAUUGCACGUCAGCUGACACUUUUGGAGUCUGAUCUCUACAGGAAAGUUCAACCAUCUGAACUUGUAGGGAGUGUGUGGACCAAAGAAGAUAAAGAAAUAAAUUCUCCAAAUUUAUUAAAAAUAAUUCGCCAUACCACAAAUCUCACCCUCUGGUUUGAAAAAUGCAUUGUGGAAGCAGAAAAUUUUGAAGAACGGGUGGCAGUACUAAGUAGAAUUAUAGAAAUUCUGCAAGUUUUUCAAGAUUUGAAUAAUUUCAAUGGCGUAUUGGAGAUAGUCAGUGCAGUAAAUUCAGUGUCAGUAUACAGACUAGACCAUACCUUUGAGGCAUUGCAGGAAAGAAAAAGGAAAAUUUUGGAUGAAGCUGUGGAAUUAAGUCAAGAUCACUUUAAAAAAUACCUAGUAAAACUUAAGUCAAUCAAUCCACCUUGUGUGCCUUUUUUUGGUAUAUAUUUAACAAAUAUUCUGAAGACCGAAGAAGGGAAUAAUGAUUUUUUAAAAAAGAAAGGGAAAGAUUUAAUCAAUUUCAGUAAGAGGAGGAAAGUAGCUGAAAUUACUGGAGAAAUUCAGCAGUAUCAGAAUCAGCCUUACUGUUUACGGAUAGAACCAGAUAUGAGGAGAUUCUUUGAAAACCUUAACCCCAUGGGAAGUGCAUCUGAAAAAGAGUUCACAGAUUAUUUGUUCAACAAGUCACUAGAAAUUGAACCUCGAAACUGCAAACAGCCACCUCGAUUUCCUAGGAAAUCAACUUUCUCCUUAAAAUCUCCUGGAAUAAGGCCUAACACGGGCCGACAUGGCUCUACCUCAGGUACUUUACGAGGUCACCCAACACCGUUAGAAAGAGAACCAUGUAAAAUAAGCUUUAGUCGGAUUGCUGAAACUGAGCUGGAAUCAACAGUGUCAGCACCAACCUCUCCAAAUACACCAUCUACUCCACCAGUAUCUGCUUCUUCAGACCUUAGUGUAUUUUUAGAUGUGGAUCUCAACAGCUCUUGUGGCAGCAAUAGCAUCUUUGCUCCAGUGCUUUUGCCACAUUCAAAGUCUUUCUUUAGUUCAUGUGGUAGUUUACAUAAACUAAGUGAAGAGCCCCUGAUUCCUCCUCCUCUUCCUCCUCGAAAAAAGUUUGAUCAGGAUGCUUCAAAUUCCAAGGGAAAUAUGAAAUCUGAUGAUGAUCCUCCUGCUAUUCCACCGAGACAGCCUCCUCCUCCAAAGGUAAAACCCAGAGUUCCUGUUCCUACUGGUGCAUUUAUGGGCCUCUGCAUAGUCCACCUCCGCCACCACCAAGAGAUCCUCUUCCUGAUACCCCUCCACCGGUUCCCCUUCGGCCUCCAGAACACUUUAUAAACUGUCCAUUUAAUCUUCAGCCACCUCCACUGGGGCAUCUUCACAGAGAUUCAGACUGGCUCAGAGACAUUAGUACGUGUCCAAAUUCGCCAAGCACUCCUCCUAGCACACCCUCUCCAAGGGUACCGCGUCGAUGCUAUGUGCUCAGUUCUAG
Molecule: messenger RNA, 4142 nt
Organism: Nomascus leucogenys (northern white-cheeked gibbon)
Lineage: Eukaryota; Metazoa; Chordata; Mammalia; Primates; Hylobatidae
Gene: SOS2
Product: SOS Ras/Rho guanine nucleotide exchange factor 2
Biological process (GO): positive regulation of GTPase activity; Ras protein signal transduction
Cellular component (GO): plasma membrane
Molecular function (GO): protein heterodimerization activity; guanyl-nucleotide exchange factor activity
Source: RefSeq, a predicted model, not a curated record